UAUUUAUGAAAACAUUAUUUGACAAUUAUCUUACUUGCAAACUUACAGUCUUUAAUGUCCCAGUUUUCAGCAAUUCUUCAGAGGCUGUGAAACAAUAAGAAAAUAAUGAUAAUUAAAGGUUAACCCCCCAAAAAAAUUAUUUGUAGCCUAUCGUAAUGGCUGGAAAUGGCUACUCGGUAAAUGUGGCAGACGAUCUCACCAUCACUCUUGUACAUCCUUAUUUAUGUGCUUGAUAAAAAAAAUAUUUCUAGAACUACAUCUCUUGUCUGUUAGUCUUGUAAAAACUUUUAAGAUUAAUGACCCUUGAUUGUAAAUACUCAAGAAGCCAUAUUGUGGAUGUGCUUAUCAGGCAAGGCCUGUGAACUACAUCACCGGUAGUUCUGAAUUUGGAUUGUUAUUGUCUAACAUAAGAGGCCCGCGCUUUACCCCUCACUACAAAACAGUAGCCUACUGUCCGAACACAUGGCAGCCGAGGGCAUUUUUUUUAUUAUCAUUUCGUUCAUAUUAUAAUAUAGGCUACUGAAUUACAAUAUCCAGUAGUAUUUUUUUUUUUACCAAUUCAGACAAAUAUUGCUUUCUUUUGCCACCAGGCCUCGAAUUUCGAUUGGCUGAGAUGAGUCAUGUGACCAGGAAUUGGCUGCAAUUUCUCCCAUAGUCUUCAGUUUAGUAGACCCUGGUCCCCAUACGCUAGUAAUAUCACCAAUAUACACAAUUAUUAAAGCCCGCAAAUGCCGUCAUAGCAGGAACGCAAAAUAAAUCCUAGUUUUUUGGAUGUUAUUUUUUGCGUAUGUUGGUGUCGCUGGACGCCCUUUUUGCCCAGGCGAAGCGAUGAAUUUUGAAUUUGAGAGGGAGAUUGGGUUCAUCAACAGCCAGCCUUCCCUUGCAGAGUGCCUGACGUCUUUCCCCGCUGUCCUGGAGUCAUUUCAAACUUCAUCAAUCAAGGACUCGACAGCAAUUCCACCUCCUUUCGAGCACACCAUCCCUAGUCUGAGUCCCUGCACAGGCAACCAGGCGCGACCGAGGAGCCAAAAGCGAACUUCCUCCAAUGGCCUCCAGCUCCGGACACAAACAACACCGCCGACACAGCACCAGCAAGGCCCGGUGCCGCUGUCGGGCUGCGCGCCCCUGGCUCACGAGUUCCCAUGGAUGAAGGAGAAAAAAUCUUCGAAGAAGUGCCCCAAGCCCGGAGCCACUGCUGCUGCUGCUGCUGCUGCAGUAGCAGCCUCCCCAUCUCAGGCAUCCUCCGGAUACACAAUCGCUGGACUGGAGUCCCCGACAGAGGCUCAAGGUGGACUGGAUAACGGCAGCGGUUCACGGAGGCUGAGGACCGCAUACACCAACACGCAGCUACUUGAACUGGAGAAGGAGUUUCACUUUAACAAAUACCUCUGCCGGCCCCGGCGCGUUGAAAUAGCAGCACUUUUGGAUCUAACCGAGCGCCAAGUCAAAGUGUGGUUUCAGAAUCGACGCAUGAAACACAAAAGACAAACUACGCACCACCGGGACGGGCAAGAGGGCGAGCCCGGCGGUUCCGAGCUCCUGGAGGGAACCGACGAUGCUUCACCGUAUUCGAGCCAAUCACUGGAAGUAUCUGGCUCUGGUUCAGCAACAACCUCCGAGAGUGAGACGUGCACGACAACUGCCUCCUACACGAACAGUGCGGACAAAAGCCAGCCCACGCCUGAAGAGGGCCAGGCGAACCAGUCGGAGCCUGCAUCUGUUUCUGACACAGCGGUUCACUCCCCCCCGUAUUCAACGCCUACUACAGAUAACCCCGGCACAAUGGCUGAGGGCCGAGCGACUGGGCCGGAGCAUGCGUUCACAGAGCCGCAGGAUGCCACCUCUCUACCCGAUUUGAAUUUCUUUUCGACUGACUCCUGCCUACAGAUCUCGGACGCUUUAUCGCCGAGUUUGCAGAGCUCACUGGACAGUCCCGUUGACUUCUCCGAAGAAGAUUUUGACUUGUUUACGAGCACCCUUUGUACUAUAGAUUUGCAGCAUUUACAGUUCUGAACAAUUAUGACAUCAAAAUGCAUACAAGAACAAUCGAACUCUAUCUUAUUGCAGUGUCACGAAUGCUUUUCGACCGCAACAUUCCCAUAAUAAGACAUUUAUAAAAGUGAAAAGAGAUCUACCUAAACAGUUAAAAAAAUGGUAUGAAACAACGCCUAAAAGGAAAUAAAUUGUCCUUUAUUUUGAAAAUACGAUGAUGUAAUCUUUUUUGAAUACACAUCGGGAUGGCCCCUGUCGAAGUUUCAGGUAUUUUAUUGCCUUUUAAUUCUCGGAUCUUAGUUCAUGUCGACUAACAGAUGAAUGGUUGCGGACUUUUUCAGUGAAACUCAAUCAUUGGAAUCUCAGGAAUUGUGUCAGGCAUAAGGGUAGUUGAACUGCUUUUAAGAAUUCUCCCGAGGCGGGCGUUGUCCCUACUGAAUAAUUUUAGAACUGGUUUAUUUAUUGAGAUUCUUUAAUAGUAAAUUUCAAAUUUAUUUAUUGUACGUUAUUUUCAUAGUUGAAAUAAAAAAAAAUAA
Molecule: messenger RNA, 2528 nt
Organism: Carassius carassius (crucian carp)
Lineage: Eukaryota; Metazoa; Chordata; Actinopteri; Cypriniformes; Cyprinidae
Product: homeobox protein Hox-B2a-like
Exons: 2
Coding region: 772-2013 (413 amino acids)
Biological process (GO): regulation of DNA-templated transcription
Molecular function (GO): DNA-binding transcription factor activity, RNA polymerase II-specific; DNA binding
Source: RefSeq, a predicted model, not a curated record